CCGUCAGUUGCGUUUAGUUCACAUCCGAAGGAACGAGAAGCUCCCAAGUGCUACGCUAGGGUGUUGGGUGUCCGUUCUUUUAUGUGAAAAAGAUAUAGAAAUUUGAUUGUCGUGCAAUUAAUAUGCGGUUCGUAUUAUGAUAUGGCAUUUGACACGCUCCUACAAGGUGUUUGAUUAACUGGAACAUCAAUUUUUGCCUGACACCCUCAUCAUUUUCCAUUGUGAUCGGUGUUCAAUAAGUGCAGGGGCAACGUGUCUUCACAAAUAACCAGUAACGAAUGAAAUUCUGUUACUCUUUACGUUCACAUGGGCAAGGCAAAAUCAAGUGAACGGUCGACCUAAACGUUCGUGGUACGCCUCAAGGUGAGGAAGAGCCAUGUCACGUGGUCAGGGGAACUUCAGCUACACAGCCGUCCCGUCGCCCUCUGAGAGCCUGAGUGGGAAGCUCCUUCACCAAACUUCGGACAGUGUGUCAGAGACAUUGUCAGAUAUGUUGAGUACAGAUGAAUCAAACAGUGGCGUGUCGUCAGCAGACCUCAACGCGUGGGAUCCUGACGCCGCCAGAUUGCUGAAGGUGGUGGAUAAUGAAUCUCUGGAAGGUCUUAAAGCUCUCUUGGUCGCAGGCGUGCACAUCAAUGGCCAUGGAGGCUCGUUCCAUGAAACAGCCCUUCACCGUGCAGCACAGUUACGGUGGACAGCCGGGCUUAGUUACCUGUUGUCGGCGGGGGCGUCCGUGUAUGCCAAGAAUCAGUUCGGACAGACGCCCCUGCACUACGCGGCGGCGUCGCAGUCGACCGCAUGCAUUAAGCUACUUCUCUCCUCCGGGCGGCCAGGAGUAGUGGAUCACCGGGACAUGCGAGGACACACGCCUCUGCACGAUGCCAGUGCGUCAGGGUGCGUUGAGGCGAUUGCAGUCUUGCUCAAGGCAGGGGCUCUGGUGCGCGCCAAGGAUGCGAACGGAGAAACGCCGCUUCACAAGGCAGCGAAGGCGCGCUCGAUUCCCUCGAUGGUGGCGCUCCUCAACGCAGGAGCCGAUCUCGCAGCCGUUGAUGACAACGGGGAAAGCGUGCUGUCCUAUAUCCUGCAUCAUCUCCCUGGCACCAUGGAUGCGGUUUUUGACCACUGCCUGGUCACUAAUUCUCCCAAAAUUAAUACAAAGACUUUGGAAGUAUCUCUGAACUUUUUGCCUCUUACCUGUUCAUUCGAGAAGAAUCAGGUACAAAACCUACAGUCAUUUGUGGACAUGGGUCAGGCAAAGCUCCUGAGCCACCCUCUUUGUGAAGCUUUUCUUCUUCUUAAGUGGAUGAAUGUUCGGAGGUUAUUUUUGAUAGAAGUUGUCUUUUAUUUUAUUUAUGCAACGCUGACCACCAUUCUGACCUUCAACAAAUUUGUGUGGACAACAAGUCACACUAAUGUUAGCGAACUCGUAAAGGAGCGAGGCGAGGAUUGGAAGGAGUGGGGCGAGUCCCACGUGCAGGGCGAGUGGGGGCUGUCAGCUAUCCCAGAUAAAGCUGAAGAGGUUCUCAAAGGCCUGGUGAUAUUUCAGACAGUAUUAAUCCUCCUACAGCAGCUAUUAUCCCUUAUGCAGAAUAAGCUAGCAUGGUUCCGAUCGCUUUCUGGCAUCCUCCAUGUGAUGAUAACUCUCCUCGUUCUGCUGGUCGUGCCUUUCCCGGUGCCCGCGGAGUGGCAACACCACCUGGCCACAUGGAUGCUCCUGCUGAUGUGGACCGAGUGCAUGGUGCUGAUCGGACGAUUUCCAAACUGUGGCAUAUAUGUCGUCAUGUUUACCAGAGUGGCCAAGGUCUUUGUUCGUAUAUUUGCUAUAUACUUUUGCCUCCUCCUUGCAUUUUCGUCUGCGUUCUAUGUUGCGCUACAUUAUGCCAAGGACUCUGGCACAGGAGAGCAAGAGAACCAGGUGUUCACCAACCCAGUCUUAACAUUCACCAAGACACUGACGAUGAUGAUCGGUGAACUUGACUUUGGAGACGAUUUUGUGGUUGGAUUAUCACACUUAGUGGCAACUGGACACAUAAUCUUUCUGUUCUUUGUCAUCCUCGUCUCCAUCAUCCUCUCCAAUCUUCUAGUGGCUCUUGCAGUCAAUGACGUUCAGGGUUUGAGGAACUCGGCUCAUCUGGAGAGGCUUAUAAAGCAAACAGAGUUGGUGUUUCAGAUGGAAAAGAACUUCUCCACGGCAUCAUACCUUGGGUCUCACAUUAAGAUUCCCAAAUUGCGAGAAAUGCUGACGAAGGUUUCCUAUAUAUGCAAACAUGAUUGCUACAACUCCCGUGCUUUUCUUCUUCCGAACCAUCCAAAAAAGGCCAACAGACUCUACAUGGUGGAGAAUAAGAAAUGCGUUGACGUCGCCUUGCCUUCUUUCCUGAAAACCAACAUCAUCGAGUGCCUGAGGGCGCGGGAGACCGAGUCCGCCGACAGCAAGGGCAGCGUCCGCGCCAGGAAGGGCAGCAGGAUUCGCCGCGGAGAGUACCACCGCAAUGAGCAGCAAGAUUUGAAGGUCAGCAUCAAGGAGCUCGAGGCCAACGUGGCUGAAAUUAUGAGCGAAAAGGUCGACGAGAUAACAGAGACAUACGGCGCUCUCGCUAAGAGGAUAACGACUCUUGAGGAAAAUCUAGAGAAGUUAAUUAACCUGUUGAGCAAAAACACCAAUGGUGAAAAUCCAAACCCUAGUCAAACUGAAUAAUUGAUGAAGCCUGGUUGAUUUAUUUUUCAUUUUUUAAAUGGAAGUAUUUAGUGCCAAGGGGUUGAAUUUUUACCCACAGUAUCUUCAACGUUAUAUACGAUUCUCUUGUCUUGUAUUUAUUCUCUGUGAUACCUUUUGGAACUGUGCCUCUUAUGGGAUUAUUAUAGUCUCCUGUAAAUCAAGGGCAUAGGUUGUGGUAAUUCCUGUGAUCAUUGUACAUUUGUAACGAAAUGAUCACUUCCAGAAAAGUAUAGAGCUUAUGCUGAUGCUUGAGGCCCGGUUUCUAAUCAAUCUCCGGUUAGGGUAGCAGUAAUUAAUCUGUGAUAAGUUUUGAUGGUAUUUUAAUAUUUUAGUAAUAGUUCCCUUUCCAUAAUAUUCUCAUGAGAGUAUAAAGCUGAGAGUGAUAUGUAAAUAUAAUUCAGAAACUGAGUAUGUGUCUGCCAUUGUGAGAAGCUUUAUAUUAUAAUGGUGUAUAUAAUAUAAUUACAUUACCCGGAAAAGUUAAAAUUAAAUACAAGAAUUUACUGUCUAGACUUUUCAAGAACGGGA
Molecule: messenger RNA, 3247 nt
Organism: Penaeus vannamei (Pacific white shrimp)
Lineage: Eukaryota; Metazoa; Arthropoda; Malacostraca; Decapoda; Penaeidae
Source: RefSeq, a predicted model, not a curated record